CGCGGGGCGUGCGCGGGGCGGCAGCGACACCCCCCGGCCGGAACGGACCGGACCGGACCGGAACAAGUCCCGGCAGGAACGGGAGCCCGGCCCGACCGCCGUGCCCGCGCCCCUGCGACCCCCGAGCUCUGCAGCCGCCCCCUCGCCGCUCACGGCACCUCCGCCUCUCCUUCAGGGCAGCAGCCCGCCCUCCAUUUCUGCCUGGGAGCGGCUAACGUAAUGAUAGUGCGCUUAGGCGUCGGGAUUAAUAAACACACGGAGUUAAUUCUUCCAGCGGCAGUUGUUUGUUUAAAAUACCGAUUAGAAGUUGACAGUAAAACAGCUGGUCAAAUCUGAAUGUCGGCCGAUGAGUUUGAAAAGAUCCGGUUAGUUGUGAAGGGAAACUGCUCACAGAGAGCUGGCAUUAAAACAGCUGGAAAGGAUCUCAGUGGGUCAUCUGGUCCAUCCUCCCUGCUUAAUUAGGGUCGUCCUAGAGCACAUUGCACAGAACUGCAUCCAGAUAGUUUUCAGUAUCUCUAGAUGGAUUCCACAACCGCUCUGAGCAAUCUGUUCCAGUGCGUGGUCACCUGCACAAAGUAAAGAAGUUCUGCCUCGUGUUUAAAUGGAACUUCCUAUGCAUCAGUUUCCACCCAUUGCCUGGUGCCCUAGUGGUUGGCAGCACGGAGCAGAGCUUGGCACCUCCCCUUUAGAUAUUUAUACAUAUUAAUGAGGCUCCCUAUCAAUAAUCUCAAGGCUGCACGGGCUCAGCGCUCUCAGCCUUUCCUUGUAAGAGAGAUGCCCCAGCCCCUGAAUCAUCUCCACAGCCCUCUGCGGGACCCGCUCCAGGAUCUCCACGUCUCUCUCGCUGGGGAGCCCGGAACUGGACACAGCACUCACCAGGGCUGAGCAGAGGGGCAGGAUCACUUCCCUGGACCUGCUGGCAAUGCUCUUCCUAUCUAUCCCCGGGAUACCAUUGGCCUUCUAGGCCACCAGGGCACUGCUGGCUCAUGGAGAUCCUGCUCAGCAGGCCCCCAGAUCCUUCUCCACAGAGCCGCUCUCCAGCAGCUGAGCCUCAGCUUCUCCCGGUGCUCGGGGUUAUUCUUCCCCGGCUGUAGAACCAUUUCCACUGCUGAAUUUCAGGCUCUUCUCUGCCCAUCCCUCCAGCCUGCCGAGCUCUCUCUCAAGGGCCACACAACCCUCUGAAGUCUCGGCCCCUCCUCCUGGGUUUGUGCCACCUCUCAGAGCAGGCCCUCCGCCCCGCUACCAGCUCCCGCGGCCGGCGCUGUUGCGGAGCAACCCCGCGCGUCCGGGCCGGGACCGUGCGAUUUGGAUGGAGUCUCAGUAUCUGAAGCAAUGUCUGGGAAGUUGCUUGAAGAAAGGACUGGCAGAGGUUGUAGAGCGUCGGCCAGCAGAUCCAAUAGAGUAUCUUGCUCACUGGAUUUACAAUUACAGAAGAAAAUUAGAUGAAGAAGAAAAGAGAGCACUGGAGAGAGCUGAGCUGGAAAAAGAACGGGAGGCAGCUCUAGCAGAACUUGAAAGGUUAAAAAUCCUGGAAGAAGAGCAGAGGGAACUUGAAAAACAACGUCAGGCUCAGUUGAAGAAAGAACGUGAGGAGUUGGAAGCACAGAAUAAAGAAGCUGAAAUGCUGUUGCAGCAGGAAGAGGAAGAUGAAAAUGGAGUAGCUGAAGAUGGACCUGAGGAGCCAGAUGAGAGUGAACCAAUUCAAACAGAUCUCCCAGCAAUAAUAGAAGAAGAAAGUUAGAACUGCCCUGAAAGCAGUAAAUGGGUUUUCUACUCAUUACUUGCUGAUCCUGAAGUGUAGUAUCUUGAUUUAUGUAUUUUAUAAAUAGAACUGAUUUACAUACCUGUUUUUUCCAGUGUCUGUUUUUAAAGUGUUUGUAUAAAGUCAGUUUCUGAUGCUGAUUAUUCCUUUUUCUUCUUAAAUCAUUGUACCCAUCAUGGCUGACUUGCAGGAAUAAAACUGCAGCUGAAGUGAAAGCAGCAAAUAUAUUUUCCACUUAUUGCAUAUCAAAGUAACCAUAAUAAUUACAAAUAUAACUAAUAUGUCAAUAUAAUUUGAGGAUAGAUGCUGCAAUAUAUAAUUUGAAUCAAUAUUAAAAGAAUAAAUUAUUACUGAAAAUUAUUUUCCAAGAAUUUGAAUGGUUUCUGAUAGAAAAGGGGCAUGCUCUAGAGAUUAAAAGAUGGAGAGAGUAUUCUGGACAUUAAACUUAGUGCAAAAAUCCAAUCAGAUUUCCCAAAUGUAUUUGAAAGAGGUAAAUUUAACUCUGGCUUAGUAUGUACUAGAAGAUCUUGUCCCCUAGAAGUCAUGAAGGGGCUUUUGUAACAUGAGAUUUUUGUUCUAGGCUUUAUUAUUAGGUAAAUAUAUUUAUUAUUAGAACCUUUUCUGGGUAUUGUGUUGUACUAGGUAAGCUGCAAGUGUCUGCAUAUUAGUUUUGAUUAGUCAAGUUUUUAAGACUUUCCUGCAUCUUCCUUGAACUUCUAAAUCAAGAAACUAAAUCUGUGUUCUCUACUAAGUGCUAUUAUUAUUUCUCAAAACUUCACUUCUAAAAAUUUGGAAGAAUAUUUAGCUUGAUCCAUGGUUAUCUAUACAAAGAUGUUUUAUAAUCCUUGAAGAAUUUUUUACAAGAACAGAUGUCUGUAAUCACUGGUAUCUUGGUGCAAGUUGUCAAGAAUGUUCUGUGUAUCUUCAUUAUAAAUGGAAAACACAUCAGCAUUAAGAAAUCCUGUUCUCCAAUAAAAUGUGCCUUUGCAUCUCUGUCUUCUACUACAGGUUAGGUGGUCAUGUUCAAUAUUGUGUAAUGAAAGUACCUUUCACUACAAAAUCAGUGCAUAGUUAAUGCAUUCACUGCAUUCUUCAGUCUUGGGAUGAAAGAGAUUUUUCUCCUAAUUUCACUUCAAUUUUUUAAUAAUAUUGCUGAGUCUAAGGGGCUUGCUAUCCUUGGCAAACUGUUAAACAUAUCUAUACACCCAAAAAACAAGGGUCAAUCACAUAAUAAACAUUUUCCUGCUCUGAAUAAUGUGUUUUGAUCAUGUAGAUCAGACUAAGAAUAAUAUUACCAAAU
Molecule: messenger RNA, 3062 nt
Organism: Oenanthe melanoleuca
Lineage: Eukaryota; Metazoa; Chordata; Aves; Passeriformes; Muscicapidae
Gene: DYDC1
Product: DPY30 domain containing 1
Exons: 6
Coding region: 1310-1741 (143 amino acids)
Cellular component (GO): Set1C/COMPASS complex
Source: RefSeq, a predicted model, not a curated record